UUUCGUACCAUAGUGCUUUGGUCAUUUCGUACCAUAGCCAUUUCGUACCAACUUUUUACCAUCUCGUACCAUAAUGUUUGGUCAUUUCGUACCAUAGUGGUUUCGUACUCUGUAUCUCAUUUUGGUACGGUUUUAGAAUAUGUCCGCCACCUAAAUACAUCCAUUUACUAUGUAAUAUGUAAUUUCCGAUAAUUUUAACUACUCUGACGAUUACUAAAAUAAAGCCAAUAACUCGAGUUAAUUUUUAUUUUAUUUUAGGAACUUUGCGUUAUUUUGUGUUUUAUUUCAGGAGCGGUUAGGGUUUAGUUUGUUUUAGGAACAUAGGGUGGAAUGAUUUUCUGUUUUACUUUAUUUUAAUUUAGGAACUUUGUCGGUCGAUUGUUAUAGAGGAGUGUUGAUAGCCUACACGGCUACAGAGUGAUUAGGGUUAGCAAGGGGGGCUGGGGGGGGGGGGGGCUGGCCCCCCCAAUAAGUCUUAAUGUCCAUAUUUUUAAAAUUAUUUUUGUCUAAAUAAAUAAUUUUAUUUUCUUUCUUUUUUCCCUGCGCAAACAACCAUGCCCCACUUUUUUUAAGAAUCCCCACCAAAAAAUCCCUCUUUUUACAGAAGCAUUAGUGGCGGACAGAUUCUAUAACCGCUCCAAGGUUUAAAAGAACAUAUGUAUAUUUCCACUGAUGAUCAUUUCAUACGAUACAAGACUCCCCCCACCCCCAUCUUAUAUAAGCUUACGUCCUUUGCCCACUGUCGACAGACUCUGCCCAUGCUUGCCUUAUUGCUGUUGGAUAAACAAUCGUUAUAUAAUCAAGUUACAACAGUCACAUCAGUAUCAUUUGAAGAUAAAAGUAAUAAAAGUAAUAUAUCAUCUUUUUCUUGUUUGUUUCUUUGUUAAGGGUGGGGAUUCAAUAUAGCUGCAUUAGUCUAAUGUUUAUUUUUUAAAUCAGUAAUUCGACAUUUUACUAUCAGUCAGCUAAGCUGCACAAUAAGUGAUUGAGGUACGAAAUGACUUUGGUAUGAAAUGACCAAAUAGACAUGGUACAGAAUAACCAUGGUACGAAAUGACCAAAUAACUGGUACGAAAUGACUUGGGUACGAAAUGGUAAAAUUGGGUAUGAAAUAACUAUGAUACGAAUUGACUGGUUACCGUUUAGGGUUAAGGUUAGUCUAUAGAGCCUUUGAGGGGUACGGGUCAAACUCUUUCCGUCUUUGAACCAAAGUAAUACAAACUGACUGACAGUGUGUGUCAAUUUUAAUACACAUGCUAGUUGUGGGUCGUAAGACAGGGUGAUCCCUGCUAGCACCUCUCAACAAUGCCACAAGUAACUACUGAGCAUUCUCCAAAGUGUUCACACUAAGCCCAAAGCUGAUAGGAAAUGGGCAAGUGUGUGGCACGAGAGACGGGCAAGUGUGUGGCACGAGAGACCAGCACCUGUUGCGUUUGCAGGGACAAGGAUGUAGAGAUCUGAGAGAACAUGGCUGCUUCAUCAGAAGUGAAGAAUAAUAUUUCCUGCAGUGUUUGUGUGCUAGAGUUUAAGGAUCCAGAAACACUUUCUUGCGGCCACACAUUUUGUCACAAAUGUCUCCAUGACCACAUUGUAUCCAUGGCAACAGAGUCAAGUUUUCCGUGUCCCCAGUGCAAGGAAAUGGUACCGGUACCAAGCCCCCAGCAACCAAAAUCAAACUGGGCGGAACAAUUCAAUGUAGCAGUAAUUGAGGCUGAUAAAUCGAACGACCAGCUAGCUAGUGUUAAAGAAGAUGCUGAAGUGCCGACUAGUGCUGAAAGUGAAGCUGACAGGAACCGCCGUAUUCUGAGGUUGACCUGUGACACGCUGAGGUCACAGAUUGAGUCGAUGGAGUCGAGGAUGGACUCUGAGAUUAAACGGCUACAGCAGUGUGUCGAGUUGUCGGCGGAGGCCACAUCGGCGGAGAUAGACAGGAGGGCGGAGGAACUGAUUGCACGCUUCACACUGGGAGUCAGACUAGAACAGACGGAGGCGCUGAUGAUUUCGCGAUGCGACUGGACGUAUCUACGUGCGCUAUCGAGGUCCCCCCCACUACCUGGGGUGGGGGUUAUGAUAGCCAGUUUGGGGCUCUGUUGGAGUUCCGGGUUACUUACACCGGGGCACGGGCGACCGUGUCUUUGGCGUAGGGUGACCCGGCUCCAACGAAGAGUAGAGGAAGAGGAAGGAGGAAGACGAAACGAGUGCGUCGCCGCCCCCUCCCCCGACUUCUCCGAAGAUGACCCGACAGCUGAUGGCGCCCGAGUCCACGGAUCAGACGUACUCGCAGCUAGACAUUGCAAUGUGCCAAGCUCCGCGGGCGAUUCCACCGACCUCCACUCCCAGGGUGCCGACUUCGUCGGCGCCAGGACGUGUUGCUGUCACCGCUGUGAAGAGGAAGGCGUCAUCACCGACCACCCAGCCAGCCAAGGCCAAGUCACUGGCGCCGUCAACCACCUCCACCCCAACCCCGAGGAAGACCAAUGGACGCUAGCAUUCAACGGGCUACGUAGACAACUGCACCCGUAUAUGCAGGGGGACACGGCGGACCCGAAGACACUCGAGGGCGGCCACCUCAAAGCGGACUGGAGACCACUGGGGGACGGCAGCCAGUACGAUCUACACAACACAGUGUUCGGCAAUCACCACGCUGUAGUUGUCACGCACAAGAGGAAGCAGACCUACAGACAUGCAUACCUCUUUGGGAAGAUUGACAACUGGUCUCUACAUAAGAUGAUCCGAUCUGUCUGCGGCCCCGAUUACGGCACGAUUCGUUCCAUGAUGGCUGAGAGCUCAUUUGUCCCAAUUCUCGAAAUAAGAGACGAGUUCGUGACCUGUGAGAUUUGCCUGGAAUAUUUCAACGAUGGAGAGAAAUGUCCGCGCAUUCUCCCGUGUCACCACUCGUUUUGUUGUCAGUGUCUCAUUUCUCUCUGGGAAAACUCACAAGGAGUGACGUGUCCGAACUGUCGACGGAUGUGGGCUGUUCAGAAUUCUAUCGAGGCGACAUUUCAACAAAACAAGGUACUCAGUAAUUUAGUUGAAUAUAUUGCGUUGAAAAACAGAACAGUCGAGAUAAACUGUCACGACUGCCCCAAUGAAUCCACAGCAACAUCUCGCUGUAUCGACUGCCAGGAGUACAUGUGUGACGCAUGUACAUCCUGCCACAACAAAUUCACAAUAUCAAAACACCACAAGACGGUUCUUAUAACAGAACUGGUGAACAUGGCUCAAGAUGAGUAUUUUCAGCAGAAAGAGAUGUGUACAAAUCACGAGAAUUUCAAGUUGGAGAUUUUCUGCAAGGAUUGCUCAACUACCGUGUGUCCAAACUGUGCCCUUGUCUCCCAUAGAGACCACGAGAUUUGUAAUCUGAAAGAUGUUUAUAACGAGAAAAAAGAAUUAAUCAGAACUGGUUUGAAAGAUUUACAGACAUCAGAAGAAAAACUAAGAAUAUAUUCAGAAAGAUUAACAGGAGAUGUCCAAACACUUGCUGCGACAGAACAGAAUCUUUUGAGCGACAUUGACGAAUCAAGUAACAAAAUCAUUGCCAAAGUUAAGGAAAUAGCAACACAGCUAAAAGAAGAUGUUAUUUCAAAGGCAGCCAAACAAAAAGAUCAGAGGAGCGAGCAGAUUGAAUUGAUUGCACGGUUUGAAGGUGUGAAGGCCGAGCAUAUUCUGCAUUGCCAACAGGCUUUGCAGUUCGCUCGACAAGUUGAAUUCAUUGAAAUAUGCCAGGUUCUUGAAAACGAAACGAAGAAUCUGGUGAAAACGCCGGAACUACCUGAACUGGAGAUAAAGAAAAUUAACGCGAAUCUGACGAUUUUUGAACAGAUUGAUAAACUAAUUCAGAAACGCGAGAUCGUGUGUGAACCAAUAACUGAAACCAUCUUCUUGUGCGACACCUCACAGUUCAGACCGUGUAUUGAGCAUUCUAAAGCCAAGACGGAAGACGAAUCUGAUGUCAUCACUGUUACUUUCCUUCCAAAGAAAAAUAGACAUCAUGACCAUAAAACAGAGAUGGAAGUCGUCAUCCCAUCUCCUGUAGAAAUCAGUCAGAAUGUGGAAGGAAGCUUGAAGACUUCUAUUGCUAUUGCUGGUGGUCUCCAGUACAAAUCUGAUAUCUCGGGUCGUCAAAAAACGUCCAUGAGUAUCAAUAGCUACCACGUAUUUGAUGACAGACUUGACGUCAAGCACCAUGAUGAAGAUCUGGUAAGAAAACUACUUAUAGGAGUUGAUGGUCGGCCAGAAGAAUACAGAGAAAUAUGCUUACUGAACAUUCAAUUUGAUGACCGCAGGAGAAACAGGAAACAUUGUAAAAUUACUUCAAGCGGUCUGCUGGUCAACACAUAUUCACCCAAACCUCCAUUUAAUCCUCCAGACAGUCUACAGAUAUUAUGCGGAGUUACAGACAGAAUUCCUAUGUCAGGACUCGGAUGCUGGUAUUGGCAGACGGACGUAGAUUGUACGGUGCUGGAAAAAGCUGAAACAAAUAAAGUGGCAGCACAAGUUGGUGUCUGUGUAGAAAGGCAUUGCGAUGAUGAGAGACAGGUUGCGAAGAACAUACACGCGUGGUGCGUUGGUCUACACAGCUGUGCCACUCACAACAGUAUGUGUCUGAAGGCUGUAUCACGUGGAACGUAUCUGUGUCACAUUCCUGUAGCAGUGUUUAAACAAAACACGAGUCUGAACAUCACACUGGGGUUACUCACUGACACAGAGAACUCCAUCCUCCACGUGGUGAACAUCAACACCAUGUCACUGGUUCACUCCAUGCCAAACAUCGACACAUCACAGCUGCUGAUGCCCGUGUUUGGUGUGUACAGUUGUGAUCAUUUUCAGGUCAAACUGAGUGUAUCGUCCACCAUGGAUCUGUCGGUGGAUCCGGCCUUGCUGAUGUUACUCUCCAGUUUAGUUCAGCCCUGAUUAUCUCCCUUUGUUAAUCAAUCCAUCAGCUUUACAACUGAAUUAAAUUUACUGGCAUCGGUGGUGUCGUUGCUAAACCAUCGGACAUAAGGCUGGUAGGUACAGGGUUCGCAGCCAGGUACCGGCUCCCACCCAGAGCGAGUUUUAACGACUCAGUGGGUAGGUGUAAGACCACUACACCCUCUUCUCUCUCACUAACCACUAACAACUAGCCCACUGUCCUGGACAAACAGUCCAGAUAGCAGAAGUGUAUGCCCAGGGUAGCGUGUUUGAACCGUAAUUGGAUAUAAGCACGAAAAUAAGUUAAAAUGAAAAAAUUAAGUAAAUUUUCUCAUAAUUAAAAUUAACUGAUUAUAUCCUGAAACAGCAUAUAAAAAUCAUUGGCAUUUCCGAUUAGCAUUAGCAUUUGUUGUACUUAGACCGGCUUCGGUGGCGCAGUGGUUAAGCCAUCGGAUUACAGGCUGGUAGGUACUUGGUUCGGAUCCCAGUUGAGGCAUGGGAUUUUUAAUCCAAAUACCGACUCCAAACCCUGAGUGAGUGCUC
This is a messenger RNA of Gigantopelta aegis, 5457 nucleotides long. RefSeq lists its product as uncharacterized. Bases 1468 to 4914 code for a protein of 1148 amino acids. The record is from RefSeq and is a predicted model, not a curated record. Gene Ontology annotation, cellular component: chromatin; nucleoplasm. Gene Ontology annotation, biological process: positive regulation of DNA-templated transcription. Lineage: Eukaryota; Metazoa; Mollusca; Gastropoda; Neomphalida; Peltospiridae. The transcript is spliced from 8 exons. Gene Ontology annotation, molecular function: zinc ion binding; ubiquitin-protein transferase activity.